AUGGAGGAGCCGCAGCGGGUCCGCUCGCACACUGUCACCACCACCGCCAGCUCCUUCGCAGAGAACUUCUCCACCAGCAGCAGCAGCUUCGCCUACGACCGCGAGUUCCUCCGCACAGUGCCGGGGCUUCUCAUCGUGGCGGAGAUUGUCCUGGGACUGCUGGUAUGGACACUUAUUGCCGGAACUGAAUACUUCCGCGUCCCAGCGUUUGGCUGGGUCAUGUUUGUUGCUGUAUUUUACUGGGUCCUCACUGUAUUCUUCCUCAUCAUCUAUAUAACAAUGACUUACACCAGGAUUCCCCAAGUGCCCUGGACAACUGUGGGAUUGUGUUUCAAUGGAAGUGCCUUCAUCUUAUAUCUCUCCGCUGCAGUGGUAGAUGCAGCUUCUGUUUCCCCGGAGAGGGACAGCCACAACUUCAACAGCUGGGCAGCAGCCUCGUUCUUUGCCUUCCUGGUCACCAUCUGCUACGCCGGAAACACAUAUUUCAGUUUUAUAGCUUGGAGAUCCAGGACCAUACAGUGA
Molecule: messenger RNA, 522 nt
Organism: Chrysochloris asiatica (Cape golden mole)
Lineage: Eukaryota; Metazoa; Chordata; Mammalia; Afrosoricida; Chrysochloridae
Gene: CMTM8
Product: CKLF-like MARVEL transmembrane domain containing 8
Exons: 4
Coding region: 1-522 (173 amino acids)
Biological process (GO): myelination
Cellular component (GO): membrane
Molecular function (GO): structural constituent of myelin sheath
Source: RefSeq, a predicted model, not a curated record